Messenger RNA from Fraxinus pennsylvanica, 1206 nucleotides. The record is from the annotation of a GenBank genome assembly. Lineage: Eukaryota; Viridiplantae; Streptophyta; Magnoliopsida; Lamiales; Oleaceae.
AUGAAAGUCCCACUUUACCUUUUAAUACUUCUUCCUCUAUUAGCAUCAAGCUUCACAUUCUGUUCACCAGUCCAAGAUCCUGAAUCAGUAGUCCAAGAAGUUAACGAAAAACUAAAUGCAUCAAGAAGGAAUUUGGCAUUCAUGUCUUGUGCCACUGGCAAUCCAAUUGAUGAUUGUUGGAGAUGUGAUCCCAAUUGGGAGAAAAACCGGCAGCAUUUAGCCGAUUGCGCAAUUGGGUUUGGGAAACACGCCAUUGGUGGGAGAGACGGUAAAAUAUAUGUUGUGACGGACUCUGGAGAUGAUGCUGUGAAUCCAAAACUGGGCACUUUGAGAUAUGGGGUGAUCCAAAAUGAACCGUUAUGGAUUAUUUUCGCCAACGAUAUGGUGAUUAAGCUUAAGCAAGAGCUGAUGAUGAACUCAUUCAAGACCAUUGAUGGUAGAGGUGCAAGUGUACAUAUUGCAGGAGGGGCAUGUAUUACUGUACAAUAUGUGACAAAUAUCAUAAUCCAUGGCCUAAAUAUACAUGACUGUAAGCAGAAAGGGAAUGCAUAUGUGAGGGACUCACCAGAGCACUAUGGAUGGAGAACUUUAUCCGAUGGUGAUGGGGUGUCGAUAUUUGGUGGCAGCCAUGUUUGGGUCGAUCACUGUUCGUUAUCUAAUUGUCGUGAUGGACUAAUCGAUGCCAUCCAUGGAUCGACUGAAAUCACGAUAUCGAAUAACUACUUGACACAUCAUAAUAAGGUCAUGCUCUUGGGACAUAGCGAUACUUAUAAGCGUGACAAGAACAUGCAAGUCACCAUUGCAUUCAACCAUUUCGGUGAAGGGCUUGUGCAGAGAAUGCCAAGGUGUAGACAUGGGUAUUUUCAUGUGGUGAACAAUGACUUUACUCACUGGGAAAUGUAUGCAAUUGGGGGUAGUGCAGAUCCUACAAUCAACAGCCAAGGCAACAGAUUUCUUGCUCCUAAUGAUAGAUUUAACAAAGAGGUUACAAAACACGAGGACGCACCAGAGAGCGAGUGGAAGAAAUGGAACUGGAGAUCCGAAGGCGACCUAAUGCUCAACGGUGCCUUCUUCACCCUGUCUGGUGCCGGAGCAUCUACAAAUUAUGCCAAGGCAUCUAGCUUAAGUGCAAGACCAUCUUCUCUUAUAGGUUCAAUCACAAUGGGAGCAGGUGCGCUUGGCUGCAAGAAGGGUAAACGUUGCUAA